Molecule: messenger RNA, 4762 nt
Organism: Rubroshorea leprosula
Lineage: Eukaryota; Viridiplantae; Streptophyta; Magnoliopsida; Malvales; Dipterocarpaceae
Source: the annotation of a GenBank genome assembly
GCUGACUACCUCCAAGGACCAAUCAGGAUGGGCGUACCACGCGUGCGGCGAGAACAUAGUUUUCUUCAGAAUUGAUCCCCACGCGCUCUCUUCCCUCCACCUCCAUCUCGUGAUUUCAACACAAAACAAAAUCAAAAUUCCUUUUAACUCCUCCGUCUCCCUCGCACCUCCAUUUCUUCAAACCCUCACAUUGAAAAACCCUAACCCGGUAACAGACCGGACUUCCAACGGAAAAUCUCUUCUCUGAAUCCUUCCAUGGAUUCCCAAUUCGACACGGCCUCGCAACCCGACCCGGCCUCCGACGCCUACACCUUCCUCGAAUUCAACACCCAGGGCGAGUCCGACUUUGACUACCCGGACUUCCGUGAUCCGAUUCGUGCCUGGCCCACCCCCUCUGACUCCUCUGCGGCGGAUCGCUCUGCCUCUGACCACCACUCCGACACCGCUGCGUCUUCCUCUCCCUCUAGCGCUCCGAAAGGUGCUGCUCGAGGUGCGUCUAAUGUCAAUAACAAUAGUAAUAAUAAUAGCAAUAGCAACAGUGGCUCCGUGGUGGAUGCGUUAGCAUCGGGAAUUAGUGGAUUGAAUUUCGAGGAGACGGUGGGGGAUGAUGAUGGCGGGUUUGAGUACGGGAAGGGUGAUUUUGUGGAGCAUGCCUGUCGGUAUUGUGGUGUUUCUAAUCCGGCGUGUGUAGUUCGUUGUAAUGUUCCUUCAUGUAGGAAGUGGUUUUGUAAUUCAAGAGGCAACACCUCAGGCUCGCAUAUUGUUAAUCAUCUGGUGCGAGCAAAACACAAAGAAGUGUGUCUUCAUAAAGAUAGUCCUUUGGGCGAAACAAUCCUUGAAUGCUAUAACUGUGGAUGUCGAAAUGUCUUCCUUCUUGGUUUCAUAUCAGCAAAAACAGAGAGUGUUGUUGUUCUUCUUUGCCGAGAACCUUGCUUGAAUGUUAAUGCUUUGAAGGACAUGAACUGGGACUCGAGUCAGUGGUGUCCUCUCAUUGAUGAUAGGUGCUUUUUGCAGUGGCUUGUUAAGGUUCCAUCUGAACAGGAACAAUUGAGGGCACGCCAGAUCAGUGCUCAACAAAUAAACAAGGUAGAAGAACUUUGGAAGACAAAUCCUGAUGCUUCACUUGAAGAUCUUGAGAAGCCUGGUGUGGAUGAUGAACCUCAGCCUGUUGCUUUGAAGUAUGAAGAUGCAUACCAGUAUCAAAAUGUAUUUGCCCCACUUAUAAAGCUUGAAGCUGACUAUGAUAAAAUGAUGAAAGAAUCUCAAAGCAAGGACAAUGUUACAGUUCGAUGGGACAUUGGGCUAAACAAGAAACGUAUUGCAUACUUUGUAUUUCCAAAGGAAGACAAUGAGUUGCGCCUGGUACCUGGUGAUGAGCUACGGCUUUGUUAUUCAGGAGAUGCAGCUCAUCCAGUCUGGCAGGCAGUUGGGCAUGUGAUUAAGUUAACUGCACAAGAGGAGGUUGCCCUUGAGCUUCGUGCUGGCCAGGGAGUUCCUGUUGAUGUGAACCAUGGGUUCAGUGUUGACUUUGUUUGGAAGAGUACAAGCUUUGAUCGGAUGCAGGGAGCAAUGAAAACAUUUGCAGUUGAUGAGACCAGUGUUAGUGGAUAUAUUUACCAUCACUUAUUGGGCCAUGAAGUUGAGGUUCAGAUGGUUCGUAAUACGCUACCCAGGCGUUUUGGUGCACCUGGUCUUCCUGAACUAAAUGCAUCUCAAGUUUUUGCUGUUAAGAGUGUUCUUCAAAAGCCUAUUAGUUUGAUUCAAGGUCCACCUGGCACUGGAAAAACUGUUACUUCUGCAGCCAUUGUAUAUCACAUGGCCAAGCAGGGCCAGGGGCAAGUUCUGGUUUGUGCUCCAAGUAAUGUGGCUGUUGACCAGUUAGCUGAAAAGAUAAGUGCCACUGGGUUAAAGGUUGUCAGGCUUUGUGCAAAGUCAAGAGAAGCUGUGAGUUCUCCUGUUGAGCAUUUGACCCUUCACUAUCAGGUUCGACAUCUUGACACAUCUGAGAAGAGUGAGCUUCACAAGUUACAACAAUUGAAAGAUGAACAAGGUGAAUUGUCAAGUAGUGAUGAGAAAAAGUACAAAGCAUUGAAGCGUGCAACAGAAAGGGAAAUAUUACAAAGUGCAGAUGUUAUUUGUUGCACUUGUGGCGGUGCUGGUGAUCCAAGAUUGACAAAUUUUAGGUUCCGCCAGGUACUUAUUGAUGAGUCUACUCAAGCAACAGAACCUGAGUGUCUUAUUCCUCUGGUUCUUGGGGCAAAGCAGGUUGUUCUCGUUGGGGAUCAUUGCCAACUUGGCCCUGUCAUUAUGUGCAAGAAAGCAGCUCGUGCUGGGCUUGCCCAGUCUCUUUUUGAGCGCCUUGUUAUACUUGGUUUGAAACCAAUUAGAUUGCAGGUCCAAUACCGUAUGCACCCAUGUCUAUCUGAAUUUCCUUCAAACAGCUUCUACGAGGGCACACUACAGAAUGGAGUGACAGUCAAUGAAAGACAAUCUUCAGGGAUUGAUUUUCCUUGGCCUGUGCCUAAUCGGCCCAUGUUUUUCUAUGUCCAGUUGGGGCAAGAGGAGAUUAGUGCGAGUGGAACAUCAUAUUUAAAUCGAACUGAAGCUGCAAAUGUUGAAAAAAUUGUAACUACAUUUUUGAGGAGUGGAGUAGUCCCUAGUCAGAUUGGGGUUAUAACACCAUAUGAGGGACAAAGGGCCUAUAUUGUAAACUACAUGUCAAGAAAUGGUGCUCUUCGCCAGCAACUUUACAAGGAAAUUGAAGUUGCUAGUGUGGAUUCAUUUCAAGGAAGGGAAAAAGAUUAUAUAAUUUUAUCUUGUGUGCGAAGUAACGAACAUCAGGGCAUUGGGUUUCUAAAUGAUCCUCGCAGGCUUAAUGUUGCCCUAACACGUGCCAGAUAUGGUAUUGUUAUUCUGGGAAACCCUAAAGUUCUUAGCAAACAACCUCUUUGGAAUGGCUUAUUGACACACUACAAGGAGCAUGAGUGCUUGGUAGAAGGACCUCUGAACAAUCUGAAGCAGAGUAUGGUUCAAUUUCAAAAGCCCAAAAAGAUUUAUAAUGACCGGAGGCCAUUCUUUGGAGGUGGGCCUGGGAUUGUGCCCAAUGAUAGCUUUGGUUCUGCUGUUUCAUUGAGCCCCAAUUCUGAUAGAAGAAGUAAUCGUGGUAGGGGUGCUUAUAUGCCACCUGGUCCACCCAAUGGUACUCACAAGGCUGGAGGCCAUCCUGCAGGAUUUGCAAUGCCUCGUGUUCCUCUUCCACCAUUUCCAGGUGGUCCUCCUCAGCCUUAUGCUAUUCCUUCCCGUGGAGCUGUACAUGGGCCAGUUGGAGCUGUUACUCAGGUUCCUCAACCAGGAAGUCGGGGGUUUGGUGCCGGCCGUGGCAAUGCUGGUGCUCCUAUAGGCAGUCAUCUUCAGCACCAGCAAGGCACACAGCAAAAUGUUGGAACAAUAGGAUCUAAUUUUAACUUUCCUGCUCUGGAAAAUCCAAAUAGCCAACCAUCUGUGGGUGGUCCAUUAUCUCAGCCUGGAUUUGCUAAUAAUAUGCCAGUUCAAGGGCCAAGCCAAGCAUUUCGUGAUGGGUUUUCAAUGGGGGGAAUGUCUCAGGACUUUCUAGGUGAUGACUUCAAGAGCCAAGGAUCUCAUGUUCCUUACAAUGUUGCUGACUUUUCCACACAGGCUUCUCAAAGUGGUUUUGCCGUAGAUUAUGUCACUCAAGGAGCACAAGGUGGGUUUCCUGGAAAUUUCUUAAACCAGAAUUCUCAAGCUGGGUAUUCACGUUUUGGUACUGGGAAUGACUUUAUGUCUCAGGACUACAUGACUCAUGGAUCUCAAGGCCUGUUUACUCAGGUUGGCUAUGAUGAUCCCUCCCAAGAUGAUGUGUCUCAGAGUCACUUUGGUGUGGCCAAUGCCAACACCCUUCAGUCUCAGGGACUGAUGAACUCUCUAUACUCUCAGCCAUUUACUCACUACAACACACAGCCACUGAACUUGCAGGCUUCACAACAACAGCCUCAGCAUGGCCAGGGCUCCCAAAACCAGAAACUUCAUUACAAUGGUUAAGACAAAGGAUGCAUUUUGUGUGACGGAUGAUGGGUUAUAGCCUUUGCAUUCAGUGACUUGGUUUAUGCCGCCCUAGUAAUCCUGGCAUGAAGUGCACAACGUAUCCUGAUAUGAAAUGCGCAACGUUUGGUGGUUGAGGUCAGUUUAAUUCUGUCCAUAAACCCUUAAGAGUUGAUUCCAGAUGGUUGGAUUAAAUAUAAUUCAAGGUGAGGUAAUGGCUAUGAGAUCACAAGCAAACAUGGGCAGUGCAUCCAGGCUUGAGAAAGAGAAGGAUAACCCCAAUUGCCUGCUUAAGGUUUUGCAUUAUUAUUUUGAAGGAAGGUAAAGAUCCAAGGGAGCAUUACAUUACAAGGUAUUGUGGAAAGGGUUUGAUGAUGGGGGAAGCCUUGCUCCCCUCUAAAGGGAUAAAAGCCCAUUAUAUACAGAGCAGCAGUUCACCAUUGAAUAUUUUGUACAGCGUGCUGGAGGAAUUCAUUCUUACCCUUUCAGCUCUACCGACAUGUAAUUGUACUCUACGUUGUUUUGCGGUGGGCAACAACGAAAAUAUAUAUUAUUUGAAGCAUGUAGGUGAUGGUCGUGGUACGUAAAAUUAGUGUUGAUUCUUAUGGUUUGCACUCUAAGCAAACUAGGUGGCUUGUUUGUGCUAUAGAUUCAACGUGUGGUAUAAGACAUAUAGAUUGUGAAAUAAAUUGGAUUUUGUUAU